This is a messenger RNA of Guyanagaster necrorhizus, 1872 nucleotides long. RefSeq lists its product as uncharacterized. The transcript is spliced from 8 exons. The record is from RefSeq and is a predicted model, not a curated record. The coding region runs from base 192 to 1661 and encodes 489 amino acids. Lineage: Eukaryota; Fungi; Basidiomycota; Agaricomycetes; Agaricales; Physalacriaceae.
GCUAUCUCCGGCAUUUCCAAGGUUCUUCCAAGGGUGCUAUGUAGUAACUAUGGUAUUGCGGUCAUUUCAUAUGGCGUACCAUCCGCUACUUCUGACGUUCCAUUUACAAUUCAGAAGGGGGACUUUGUCUCUUCAAUCUGAAGACACUAACCGACCACUUCCAUUCGUUUCUCGUUUACUUCUUCACGGUCAUGAUCACUGUCUGGACUCUGCGGAUCACCGCUACAGUUCUCCAUGGCUUAGCACAGAUAUUUACUUUCUUCCGACUAGCAUACCGAUCGCGGAAAGCCCGUCUAUGGUUAGAUGACGCGUGCGCGAGCAUAGCCAUGGUGUGCUCGCUGGCGUGGCUUGUCUGCUACUGGAUUCUCACAGACGUGCCAGGCGUGGGACCUAUUGGCCAAUCUGAAUUAUUCAGAAUAAGGUCCUAUUGGGUAGAUAGCGCUACGUUCUUGUCCAUUGUUUGGCUGAGCCGAAUGAGCUUAAUGUUUUCGUUUAUAAGGUCAUCACCACCUGGAUUUCUUUCUCGAAAGCUACCUUUCUUUGCGUCUGUACUAUUCCUUCUGAUGUGGGCAUCGUUGCUGGCGCAAAGGAUAUACCUUUGUGACCAAGAUGAAUCAUGGCAAGACCAACCACAACCCAAAUGCGAUAACCAAACUAUCAGAAUUACCGUGCUUGCUUUUGAAUUAUUCUCAAACCUAAUCAUAUUGGCUACGCCGGUAGUCACUUUGAUCGCAGGCACAGUCUACCAUGCACAGCACAGAGUGUUACUGAUACUUUUAUUUUGUGCCCUCAUCAUUACUGCGGUCAGUGUCGUCCAUGCGGUUUUCUGGAUCCACGAAUCCUAUGUGGUACUUUUGGAAGACCUGACCGCAAUUAUUGAAUCUGGAGCAUCUUUGAUAUUCAUAAACCUCGUCGUUGGGGUUAUGUUUCUCCACCAACGCAUGGACCGCAACGUGGAGUAUCCCGACGACCUUGAAUACCCCGACGGCUCCUCUACGUUCCGGAAGAAACGCAGUAGCCAGCUGAAACAGCAUAUCGGGCCCCCUCGUAGACUGAACGCCAUCCGCCUAAGUCUUCAAGGUACUGGACACGAGUCGUUCGCAACCUCCAUCCCCCAUAUCUAUCUUGACGACAACAACACACUUACAGGAUCAACUACUGACAUCAGCAAAAUCCACGGCGCCGAGAAAACCAUCGACUCCGGCGUCGAGCUAGAGCCCUACACCCCCGCGAUAUACGCUGAGGAAACGUCCAAGCUCUUUCGCCCCACGUCGUACCAGUCAUCGCUCUCCCGAUACUCCGACGAUUCUCCCACGACGGCUAAUUUCCGACAUAGCGCAGAUUCCAGGUUGUCAACGUGUCCAAUGCUGAGGAGCCCUGAUGUCAUGUCUCCACCUGCGAAGCUAGAUCAUCCACCCUCGCCACCGCCGACUGCUGCGCCACCCAACAAGUCAGUCAGGUUCCUCAGCCCAUUAUCACCUCGGUCGCCGGCCACGUCGAUGUACUCCUCUAUCUAUAAUCGAUCUCUUAUUGAUGAAGAUCCUUUCCAACGCCGGCAACCGGUCCCACCGUUGCCACACGUAGAGGGGGGCGAUGUGACCGUUCUACCUCCUGGGAAGGGGAAACCACUGACAGAAGCUGAAAAGCCGAUACCAUUCUAAUUGAAGCAGCAAGUAAUUUUUCUUUCAGGAAGGAUUUGGAUACUCUAUAUGGAGGAAGUUUGGACAACCUGUAUAUGUGAUGCGUGUACCUAAGAUGACGGGAAGAUGAGUACCCUAGGAGGCAAUAAGUAGAAAGUAUAGUAUCAUCAUUCAUACUGGAGUCCGCGAAUAAACCAUACAUAAAAACGUACAAGUUUCUGCAAGCAUAUAC